AUGGCAUUUCACCUACGAUUACGCCCUUCGUUGUUUUUGGGUUGUCCCAAUUUCAAUGUGAAGUCUCCAGUUUUGUGUAAUAAAUCCUACAUUGGAACGAGGAAGCUUUCCGGGUCUAGGAUGUUUGUUUGUUGUUCGACACCAAAUGAUGCUCAUAAGUUAGUGGCAAGAGUUAAAGAGAAGCUUCAAAGCGAAUAUAACAAUCUCCCAGCUGGAAAAAAUGGAAGAGAUGAUGAAGAGCUAAUUCUGUGGUUUUUGAGGGACCGGAAGUUCUCGGUUGAUGAUGCUGUAUCCAAAUUGACUAAAGCCAUAAGAUGGUAUCACGCUUUCGGUGUAUCAGAACUUUCAGAACAAGCUGUAAGGUCAGCAGCUGAAACUGGGAAAGCCUAUGUGCAUGACUAUCUUGACACUUACGAUAGACCAGUUCUAAUUGUAGAAGUGUCCAAGCAUUUACCUGGUAAGCUAGAUAUUUCUGAAGAUGAGAAGUUAUGCGUAUAUCUUGUCGAGAAGGCUUUAAGUAAACUUCCAGAUGGAAAGGAACAGAUACUUGGAAUAAUUGAUCUUCAUGGAUUUAGUACAGAGAAUGCAGAUCUCAAGUUUUUGUCAUUCCUGUUCGAUGUAUUCUACUAUUACUAUCCGAGGAGGCUAGGUGAAGUCCUUUUUGUGGAUGCUCCUUUCAUAUUCAAGCCAAUUUGGCAGCUAGUCAAGCCCAUGCUGAGAUCUUAUGCAUCACUGGUGAAGUUUUGCUCAGCCAAGACAGCCAUAAACACGUAUUUUACCCUUGAAACAGUUCCUCCCAGCCUGAGGAGAUGA
Molecule: messenger RNA, 813 nt
Organism: Oldenlandia corymbosa var. corymbosa
Lineage: Eukaryota; Viridiplantae; Streptophyta; Magnoliopsida; Gentianales; Rubiaceae
Source: the annotation of a GenBank genome assembly